CGUUUUAAAAGACACGAGUUUUACCCUGGCGUUUUGUACUGCUGUACGUGCCAUGCAUUUCACUUGUAAAGUGAAGCCAACGCAGUAAACGAAGUAAACGUUUUUGGGAAUAUCCAUGAUUGGUUUUCAUUAUUUCGCUGGCUUUUAAUAUCCGGAAGCAGUGUAGCAAACAGAACUCUUACGCGUUUUCUGUCAACAUGGCUGGAUGACAGAUUACCGUUAUUGUCAAUAACAGGACGAAUAUAACGAAGAGGUUUACAAUUAUACUUUCAGGCUUGCUAGUCGCAUCACGCCUGUUUUCCCGCUAGAAUGUUCACUUUUAAGAAAGCUAAACUAGCAGUGCUCGGGAUUGGACGGCGGUGCGUCGCGCUGAGGGCACUCGAUGGAGCGCGAGCGGCGCGCAGAGGGUUCGCGUCCUCAGAACGGGACGAGGAGCCCAGCGCGUCUGAAAACGAGCUCUUUGACGUUAUAAUAUCCGGCGGGGGAAUGGUGGGCACCGCUAUGGCAUGUUCUUUGGGUCUAGAUCCAAAUUUGGCAGGGAAGAAGAUUCUUCUCCUGGAAGCUGGUCAUAAAAAAGAGAUGCGCAAGGUUCCAGAGACCUACAGCACAAGGGUCAGCUCCAUCAGUCCAGGCUCAGCAACGCUUCUUAGUGGUCUUGGUGCUUGGGACCAUAUUGUAAACAUGAGAUGCAAACCAUAUAAUAAAAUGCAGGUUUGGGAUGCUUGUUCAGAUGCCCUGAUUACGUUUGAUAAGGAGAAUCUGCAGGACGAGAUGGCGUACAUCGUUGAGAACGACGUCAUUGUGGCCGCCCUCACCAAGCAGCUACAGACUCUCUCUGACCACGUUGAAGUCCAGUACCGAACAAAAGUGGUGAAGUACACCUGGCCCCAUCCUUACCAUGUCUCUGAGUCCAUCCCUUGGGUUCAGGUGACUCUAGCAAAUGGGAAGACCCUCCACACCAAGCUGUUGAUUGGUGCUGAUGGGCCAAACUCAAUGGUGCGGAGAGAGGCUGGCAUCCCGACAGUGAAAUGGAAUUAUGAUCAAUCAGCAGUUGUCGCUGUUCUACAUUUGUCCGAGCCCACAGAAAAUAACGUAGCCUGGCAGAGGUUCCUACCAACCGGACCCAUUGCAAUGCUUCCUUUGUCAGACACGGAGAGCUCGCUGGUCUGGUCCACCAGUCAUCAGCAUGCUGAAGAACUUCUACAGCUGGAUGAAGAGAGCUUUGUGGAUGCCAUUAACUCUGCAUUUUGGAGUAACGAGAACCAUUCUGAGCUUGUGGAGACUGCCGGCUCUCUGUUUCGGAUGGCCCUUUCUGUCCUGAUGCCUGACAGGGGCUCUGCACGUCAGCUUCCUCCUAGCGUUGCAGGUAUUGGUCCAAAGAGCCGGGUCAUGUUCCCGCUAGGCAUGGGCCAUGCCACAGAAUACAUCCGCCACAGAGUGGCCAUCAUUGGAGAUGCUGCACACAGAGUCCAUCCUUUAGCAGGCCAAGGUGCCAAUCUAGGCUUUGGUGAUGUGGCCUAUCUCACAAAAGUUCUUAGCCAAGCAGCAUAUAAUGGAAAAGACCUUGGAGCCAUGCAGCACUUGUUGGAGUUUGAGACUGAACGUCAGCGACACAAUCUUCCUAUGAUGGCAGCCGUUGAUCUCAUGAAGAGACUGUAUUCCACUAAUGCCGCCCCUAUGGUUCUGCUGAGAACCUUCGGCCUGCAGACUACCAACGCACUGCCUCCACUUAAAGAGCAGAUCAUGGCGUACGCCAGCAAGUAAACUGGAUCUCUAAUUUUAGAAGAUUUUGUUCAUGGAAUGUAUACGUGUAAAUUAAGAAAUUAUAUUUUAUUCCUCUGUCUUGGUGGGAAAACAUUUUUAUGCCAUGUUUCCAAUCACCCAUAUGAAAAUGUUACAUAAAAUAAAUAAAAGAUGUAACUCCUGA
Messenger RNA from Puntigrus tetrazona (Sumatra barb), 1927 nucleotides. RefSeq names its product coenzyme Q6 monooxygenase (gene coq6). The transcript has 12 exons. The coding region runs from base 310 to 1764 and encodes 484 amino acids. Gene Ontology annotation, cellular component: mitochondrion. Gene Ontology annotation, biological process: ubiquinone biosynthetic process. The record is from RefSeq and is a predicted model, not a curated record. Gene Ontology annotation, molecular function: oxidoreductase activity, acting on paired donors, with incorporation or reduction of molecular oxygen, NAD(P)H as one donor, and incorporation of one atom of oxygen; FAD binding; 2-octaprenyl-6-methoxyphenol hydroxylase activity. Lineage: Eukaryota; Metazoa; Chordata; Actinopteri; Cypriniformes; Cyprinidae.